AUGUACGUCGAGGAAGUGUGCAUCGACGGCUUCAAGUCCUACGCGCAGCGGACCGUUGUCCCGGCGUUCGACCCCCUGUUCAACGCCAUCACCGGCCUGAACGGGUCCGGUAAAUCCAACAUCCUGGACUCGAUAUGCUUCGUGCUGGGCAUCACCAACCUAUCGCAGGUUCGUGCGGCGUCGCUGCAGGAGCUUGUGUACAAGCAGGGCCAGGCGGGCGUCACCAAGGCGUCCGUAUCCAUCACCUUCAACAACGCCGAUAAGUCCCGCUCCCCCGUGGGCUACGAGCACUGCGACCAGAUCAUCGUCACCAGGCAGAUCGUCAUCGGCGGCAGAAACAAGUACCUCAUCAACGGCCACGUCGCGCAGCCAACGCGCGUGCAGAACCUCUUCCACUCCGUGCAGCUCAACGUCAACAACCCGCACUUCCUCAUCAUGCAGGGGCGCAUCACCAAGGUUCUCAACAUGAAGCCGCCGGAGAUCCUCGGCAUGCUCGAGGAAGCCGCGGGCACGCGCAUGUACGAGACGAAGAAGGACGCCGCGCUCAAGACGCUCGAGAAGAAGCAGACGAAGGUUGACGAGAUCGACAAGCUCCUCGAGGAGGAGAUCUUGCCCACCAUCGAGAAGCUCCGCAAGGAACGCGGCGAUUACAUGAAGUGGCAGCUCGGCAACGACUCUCUCGAGCGCCUCCGCCGCUUCUGCGUGGCGUGGGAGUUUUCGCGGUGCAAGGAGGCCGUGGAGGGCCAGAGCGAGGGGGAGACGGCGGUCAAGUCCCAGCUCGAGGAGCUCGACGCGCGCGCGCACGACCGCGCCGCGCAGGGUGCCGACGUGGAGGCUGAGAUGAAACGCGUCGCGAAGGAGAAGGCUUCCAAGGCGGGGGGCGCGAUGACCUCGGCGUCCGCGGAGGUUGACGAGCUCUCCAAGGAGCUCGUGAAGCACACCGCGGCGUGGACGCACAAGAAGGACGCGGUCAAGGCUGAGAAGAAGAACGUCGAGAAGUUCCAGAAGCAGGCCCAGAAGCACGAGGAGGCGACGGCUAAGGAGGCGGAGAGACUCGACCAACUCGCCGCCGACGCCGACGCCCGCGCCGAGGCGCUCAAGGAUGCCGAGCUCAAGGCGGAGAAGGCUGAGAUCUCGGGCAGCGGCGCGGGAGGCGACGGCGACAAGUCCCUCCAGACGCAGCUCACCGAGGCUAACGCGUCAGUCGCCGACGCCACCGCGUCGGCUAAGAACGCGGCUCUCACCGCGAAGCACUGCGAAAAGGAGCUCGCGGCCGGCGGCGGCGAGUCGUCCACCAACCUCGACGCCCUGGAGGCUGAGUGCGAGACAAAGCGCAAAAUCCUCGACAAGGCUCAGGAGAAGGUUGACGUCCUGAACGGCCACCUCGCGGGCCUCGACUUCAAGUUCAAGGACCCGGAGGCCAAGUUCGACCGCUCUCGCGUCAAGGGCGUGGUCGCCAAGCUCAUGCAGGUCAAAGACCCGGCGAUGUCCACCGCCCUCGAGGUUGUCGCCGGCGGUAAGCUGUACCAAGUCGUGGUCGACACCGAGGUGACCGGCAAGGCUCUGCUGUCCAAGGGUCAACUCCAGAAGAGGGUCACCAUCAUCCCGCUCAACAAGAUUGACGCGCGAACGUGCUCCAACUCCCAGUGCGCGGCCGCCGAGAGGGUCUCUCACGGCGACGCCAAGCUGGCGCUGUCCCUCGUCACCUGCGACGCCGAGGUUGAAGCCGUGAUGGCGUACGUAUUCGGCAAGGCUUUCGUGUGCAAGGAUGCCGCCACCGCGCGCGCCGUCGCGUUCGACAAGGACGUCCUCACCAACUGCGUCACCGUCGAGGGCGACCUGCUCAACCCCGGCGGCUUGCUCACCGGCGGGUCGCGCAACAACGGCAACUCCGUCCUCGCCAAGCUUCACGCCCUCCACUCCGCCGAGACGGCGCUCGACGCCGCCAAGGCGUCGCUCGCCGAGGUGGAAUCCAAGCUGAAGGAGUGCGCCACUGCCGCCAAGGCCUCCGCCAAGCUCGAGGCUGCGCUGGACCAGGCUGAGCACGCGCUCGGUCUCGUCAGGCAAAAGUGCGAGGGGUCCGAGUCGCACCAGCUCGGGGAGAAGGUUGCGAAACUCGAAGCCGAUCUCGCCGCCGCCAAAGAGGCGGGCGCCGCCGCCGACGAGAAGAAGGCGACCGCGUCCGAGACCGCGGCGAUGCUCAAGAAGGAGAUCGAGUCGUUCGCGAAGGAGCGUGAUUCGCGCCUCAAGGCUGCGGAGAAGGCGCUCAAGGAUGCGCGUACGGCCGUGAACAAGGCGAGGGCGGACGUUAAAUCGGCGGAGGGCGAGAUGACCGCCGCGAGGGUGGAGCGCGAGUCCGCCGCCGCCGAGAAGGACGCCAUCGCCGAGAACAUCGCGCAGGCCGAAGCCGCCGUCGCGGAGCUCGAGCUCGAGGCUGCGGAGCUCGAGAAGGAGGUUGAGCGCCGCCGCGCCGCCUACGACGAGAGGGCUGCCGCGUUGGACGCUCUCAAGUCUGAGCUGGCGGCUUGCGACAAGGAGAGCGCCAGGCUGCAAAAGACGCUCGCCAAGAUGGAACGCGAGGCGGACGCGGACGCGGUCGAGCGCAAGAAGCUCGAACACAAGCUCGCGCGCAUGGAGAAGGACGCCGACGAGUCCCGCGCCGCGCUCAAGGCGUUGCGCGAGGAGCACCCGUGGAUCGACGCCGAGGAGCGUUACUUUGGCGAAGCAAACGGCGACUAUGAUUUCGACGCGAGGGACCCCGUCGCCGCCACCGAGGAGUUGGCCAAGGCUGAGUCCGAGCAGGCGUCCCUCGCCAAGCGCAUCAACAAGAAGGUCAUCGCGAUGUUCGACAAGGCUGAGGCUGAGUUCAAGGCGCUCCAGGAGAAGCGCAGGAUCGUGCUCAACGAUAGGUCCAAGAUUGAAGCCGUCAUCGGCGAGUUGGAUGAGAAGAAGAAGGAGGCUCUGAAGGUGACGUGGGAGAAGGUGACGGGCGAUUUCGGUUCCAUCUUCAGCACCCUACUCCCCGGUACCACCGCCAAGCUCGAACCCCCCGAGGGAGAGUCCUUCCUCGCCGGUCUGGAGGUGCGGGUCGCGUUUGGGGGUGUGUGGAAGGAGUCCCUCACCGAGCUCUCCGGCGGCCAGCGCUCGCUGCUGGCGCUCUCGCUGAUCCUCGCGCUUCUGCUCUUCAAGCCGGCGCCCAUCUACAUCCUCGACGAGGUGGACGCCGCGCUCGACCUGAGCCACACGCAGAACAUCGGGCGCAUGAUCCGCGCGCACUUCCCGUACUCCCAGUUCAUCGUCGUGUCCCUGAAGGAGGGCAUGUUCAACAACGCCAACUGCAUCUUCAGGACCAAAUUCGUCGACGGCGUCUCCACGGUGACGAGGACGGUGCCCGCGCUCAAGGCUGCCGAUAACGCCUCGGAGAUGGGGGGAAUCGACGCGGCGAGCAAGAAGAGGGCGGCGGCGAAGGGAAAGGUCGGAAGGAACGGCGCCAAGGAGAACGUUCCCGCGUGA
Molecule: messenger RNA, 3513 nt
Organism: Micromonas commoda
Lineage: Eukaryota; Viridiplantae; Chlorophyta; Mamiellophyceae; Mamiellales; Mamiellaceae
Product: condensin complex component
Exons: 4
Coding region: 1-3513 (1170 amino acids)
Biological process (GO): chromosome organization
Cellular component (GO): chromosome
Molecular function (GO): ATP hydrolysis activity; ATP binding; protein binding
Source: RefSeq, a predicted model, not a curated record